AUGAUGGCCUCUGUGAUCAUGGGGGGCCUUCACAGGAAGGCCCUCACACUGAGGGGGGUGGACCCCGAAACCUGCAUGAUCGUGUUUAAGAACCACUGGGCGCAGGUGAGAAACUCAGCGCAAUCAAUCGAUCAACCGAUCACAGUCCUGCUGUUCUCCAGCAAUCUUUGUCCUUUUGUCUGUCCCCCAGUCUGACCAGUCUGUCCCGUUUUUCUCAUAAUGGUUGGCAGACACUGUGUGUGUGUGUGUGUGUGUGUGUGUUUGUGUGUGUGUGUGUGUUUCUGACCCAGACUUUGGCCCUUAAACACAGAAUCCAUUUAGUACCAAACCCUCUCUACACCCGCCAAGAAAACCCACACACACACUCGGCAUCUGUGUGUCCGAGUGUAUUUUGUGUGUGUAGUUGUUGUCUGAAGCAGCUGAGGUCAAAGGUUAACACAAGUUUAGACAGUGAAAAACAUUUUUCUUCAUUUUUUUGAUUCGUGUCCCCGUUGAUUCCUGAUUGAAAGGCGAAACUCGAUCUGCUGUUUCAUGUUUUUGUUGUUUUCUGGAUUUAAGCCGCAGAGCCAAAAACUAAUUAGUCAAGUGCAAAUAUGACGACCACAAAAAGAUUCUAACAAAAGGUUUCUCAGCUGUUUUUUUAUAAUAGUAUUAGAUGUACUUAAUAACUAAAAGAUUACAGAAGUUUGUCUGCUAGAAAGGUGUCAUUUUCGCAAUGGCGUCCAUGAUGGGUUGGAAGCCCGGGAAGACCUCAUUUACAUUUUCAAACAUAACAUUUGACAAAACUUGUAAUACAAAAAAUAUUUGUCUUAAUCUAAGUUAUAAAUCUGGGAAGUUUCAUGGUGAUAUCUGUUUGUUAAAAAUUUUACCCUAUUCUCCUGGGGUGUCUCCCCAGGCUUCCAACCAUCAUGGACGCCAUCGCGAAAAUGACACCUUUCUAGUGGUCCAACUUUGGUAAACUUUUGGUUUGUUAUUUAGGACAUCUAAUACAAUAAAAAAAAAACAGCUGAGAAACUUUUUUGUUAAAAUUUUUCAGGGUUAGGUGUUUUUUUCAUAGAUGCACCUGCCUAAAUUAAGUUUAUACACCUUUGUACACCUGUAGGUGGAAGGUGGAGAUGUGCUUCAUGUCCCUGAUUUUGUCUCUGCAGGUAGUAAAAAUCCUCGAAAAGCACGAGCCGGGUCGCAGUAGCACCAGCGCGUUGAGUUUCCUUUCUGGUCAUAGUAAGAGUGAAAACAGCGGCUCUGGAGCGUUACGCUUCGGUCCGAUCCCUGCUGACGAGGCCAGCGCCGUCCAGAACUACGUGGAACACAUGCUGUUCCUGCUGAUGGAGGAGGAGGCGGGGCAAGGUGAGAAAACAAAUAAAGGUUUGAGCGUGUGAACCCUUGUGUACUGCUCUAAAUUUAUCUGCCAAUAGAGGGCAAAAAGGAGUAAAAAAAUAAUAAAUCUGAUGCAGUGCAAAAAAUGAUAAUGUAUCAAAGUCAAUGUUGUUAGCAAUGUUUGACACAUACAAGGGUGUUAUAGCACGUAAAAAAUCUCCAUCCUCUUAUCAGUUUUUAUUGUAAAAUUUGUCAUUUUGUGUGAUUUUUUUUUCUCAAAUCAGUGACAUGACCGUUGAUAUUGGCAUUUAAAGGGUUAAAAUCCAUGAUUGAAAAAAAACAAAAAAGUUUUGACAAGGCCCGAGCUUAAUGAAGAGAUUUGAGCAAAAAAAAUUUGAAUUUUUUUUUAAUCUAAUAUGUUUUUACAGCAGCUAAAGUCAGUGGCUAAAAACGUCCACAAAGAGGACCAAAGGGUAGUAAAACUGUACACAGAGCAUUUCUGACCUUGGAAAAUUUUUGAAAAAAUUUCUUGAAAAUUUUUUUGAAAAUUUUUGAAAAUUUUUGUCAAAUUCAAGUUUAGGUCAAAAAUGUGUGUUUUUUUCCCUCUACUGGACAAAAAAGUUAAAACAGGACACAAGGGUUAAAAGUGCUGAGUCGGGUAAAUCCUCAUGCCUGUUGCGAACUGUCACCAGGAGGAGCGAUGGGUCCCAUCCUGGAGUUUGUAGUCCUGGAGGGAGUGAUGGAGAGGCUGUUUCUGUGGAGCCUGAGGAGGCAGUUCACUGAGGACAUGAAGCUGGAGCAGCUCAGGAUGUACCAGAUGCUUCUGUCUCAGGCCCGGCAGCCUCUCCUGCACCAUAAACCGGUUCUACGACCUCUCAUGAUGCUGCUGGCCUCCUGCGCUGGCGCCGCGACAGGUGAGUCGAUUUUGAAAUUCAGCGCAGAGUUCACACAAUCUGACGAUGACGAAACCUUCUAAGCCUACUGACCCACUUUUGUUCAGAUCCGGGGCUGUCCUGAAACCGGUCAAAGUCUCUAAUAACAGUUAAUAGGUUUUCAGGGAUGAUGGUUUUUUGAAAAGUGGGUUAUGCGUGGCCUGAGAAACAGUUUCAACAGUUACCCGUGUUUCCCUCUCCAGACAGCGGGGGCGCAGUCGAGGCAGAACUAGUCCACCUGCUGAACCAGCUGUGUGUCGCUCUGGUCAAAGAUCCCUCUGUGCUGGAACUGUUUUUCCACACCAGCGAGGACCAGGGAGCCGCCAACUUCCUGCUCUUCUCCCUGCUCAUACCAUACACACACAGGUAGGUAUACACACACACACACACACAAAGGUAUACACAUGAAUACACAUACAGGAAAGUAUGAAGGUACACACAGAGGUUAACAAAGAAAGCAGACAAAUACAACCUCAGGUUUACUUACUUUGGCAUGGAAAGGCACACACAAAGGUACACACAUUGGUACACAAUGAGGGUAUAUUAACAUUAAGGUAGUGUUCCUAUUAAGGGAUUAUUCUGGUUAAGAGUUUAUUCACAUAUAGGGGUUAUUCUGAUUGAAGGUAUAUUAACACAUAGAGAUUUUCACAUUAAGGGUGUAUACACAUCUAAGAUGUAUUCCUAAUGGCAGUAUAUUCACAUUUAAUAUUCAUUCACAUCAAUGGUAUAUUCCUAUUGAGAGCAUAUUGACAUUUAAGGUGCAGACAGGUUAAGGAUAGAUUCACAUCAAGGGUAUAUUCACAUUUGGGGUUUAAUAACUUUUAGGGUAUAUUCACAUUGUGCUGUUUACAUUUAGGGUGAUUUCAUAUUUAGGAUAUAUUCCAAAUGAGGGUAAAACAACAUGCAGGGUAUAUUCACUGUAAUGGUAUAUUCACACCUAGUAUACAUUUUCACAUUAAAGGUAAAUUCAAAUUGAGGGUUUAAUUACUCACAGGGUAUAUUAAGGUUUCAACAUUUAGAGUAUAUUCACAUUUAAUAUUUAUUUACAUUUAAGGUAUAUUCCGAUUGAGACUAUAUUGACAUUUAAGGCGUGUGCAGAUUUAGGAUACAUUUACUUUAAGGGUAUAUUCACAUUUAGGGGUUUAAUUUCUCUUAGGGUAUAUUCACAUUGGAGUGUUUACAUUGAGGGUAUAUUCACGUUUGAAGUAUACUCACAUGUAUUUUAACAUAUUCUGAUGAAUGAAUCAUGACUCCAGGUAAAACUGAACUCUCUCUCGACUCUCUCUCUCUCAGACAGGGAACUGUCGGUCAGCAGGCCAGAGACGCUCUUCUCCUCAUCAUGUCUCUGUCCGCCACUGAUCCUCGAGUCGCCCAGCACAUCGCAGAGAACACCUACUUCUGUCCUGUAAGAGCACAGAGAAACCCCGACACGAGUUUGUGUAAUUCGCUCCUCGUUGCCAAACUUUAAUGACUUAAUUCGAGACUCUUGGGAGGUGGCGAUUUCACUCUUUGGUUAUUGGCAGGAGUUUGAUGGUCAUGUUGUUGUGUCUGCUGCUGUUGUCUCGUCUCGUAGAUGUGAAGGAUUUGUUCAGGAUCAGCGUCACUCAGUAAACCUAGCACUGGAACUUAUUUCUAGUUUGUCCAACAAACGCCCUCAUUACACGACAUAAACUAGCUGAAUUGUAGUUUUCUGUGCUGUGGAUGAGCCUUAUCCCCUCAUUCAUCUCCACCACGCAUUGUAAUCCCAUUAUCACGAGUUAUGUAAUAAACUAACAAGCUCAUUCUGCCUCCUCAGGGAGUGUGACAGCAGAAAGAGAGAGGGAUGAAAGAGACGGAGGGGGGAAAUACAGUAGCCGUCAGUUAAUGAAGAAGAUUGGGAGGAGGAGAAAAAUGAGUCGGGGGGAUAAAUGAAAGAAAAGUUAAAGGAAAGUCGACUAAAAAAAGAGGAAAUCUAUCAAACUGGUCGUCCAGAGGAGGGCGAGCCUGUUAGGCAUUCAACUGGAGGGGGGAAAAGUGGCCCCUCUUCAUUCAAAUCAACAACGUUUUUAGGGACGCCAAAGAACUUCAAUUAAAACAUCUAAUGAAAGAUCACGGAAACUGCCAAUCUCAACAGUAGAGCUGUCCCCUCUCUGUUCGGCUCAUCUGUGCACAGACAGGACUGAGCAGUGUCAGGAAGAGAGAGCGCACAGCCCUCUGCAGUAGAGAGCGGGGAUGCAAAACAAGAGACACAAACAAGAGCAGAGCUGCAGAACGUAAAGGGCGUGUUUCUGCUUCAAUGUUUGUAGAAAAGAAAACACAAUUCCUCGUACCGUUGGUAGCUAAAACACACUCUUUGUGAACUGCCCUUCACAAAGGAGCGGUGGACAGGAGUGGACAUAGGCCCUAACACAGAAACAUUUUAAAAUUAGAGCCUUAUCGUGUGAGGGCCUCUCUCCUCCUGUGGCUGCCAUGUUUACUCCAUCACUGCCAGUUUUACCUUUUUUGUCUGAGUGAAAAGGGCAAGCUAAGAGACUGAAGCACGUGCUGCCUGUGUGUGUGUGUGUGUGUGUGUGCUCGUCAGAUUUAAGCCCAUGUAACCGCGCCCUGACCUCAAUCUUUAUGCAGGGAACAGAUUAGUAAAGCAGCGUGAGAUUGGUCGGUACACAGGAAAGGAUUAGUAAAUGUGCACAUGAUUGGACCGCUGUCUGAUUGUUAAGGAGACGGCAGGAUACAGCUGUUUGUUUUGUUGUUGUUUAAGUUGAUGAUUUCCCUUUCGGUCUCCUUCUUCUUUCUACCUUAUAGGAGUUUGAAGAUAACUUCAAGCUCCUGACUUUCUCUGGAUCAAUGUGUUUGAUCCAUUGGGGUAGGCAGGAUUCCGUUAAAGAAGCUUUUUUUUUUUGUGGUGUAUAUACAAAAAAGCUUUUAAUAUCAGUCAAUAGUUAUUAGUUAUUGAUGACAUUUGGGAAUAUAUCGAUAUCUCUGUGUUCUCUUAUGUUUGUGUCGUCAACAUUUUAGCAUUUUUGAGCGGUCCACUCUUUCUGACUGUAAACAAAGCCAGUCUCCACCUCCUCUAACCUGAUUGGUUGUGAGGCGGACGCCACUCCCUGGUGUUGUGAAGCAUGCUCCAUGUCCACUAGUAUUGUCACAAGCCCAAAGAAAGUUAGCGUGCAACAAUACCGGACAGUAGAAAACCAACCAGAAAGUUCGGAAAAUUGUCUGAAUCCUCCUUUGGCCGCGACUGCCGACACAAGCAAGAAAACAACGUAAAUACCGGAGACUUUUGAGGAAUAACGGGCGCUUAAAACGGAGGUAGACCGGACAAGAGCUAAAAAGUUGGGUUAAUGCCAAUGAAGGAUAAACGAUAGGGGACACUAUCCCCUAUCGAGGAGCUGAGGGGGAAACUGGUUGGGAGGGGUAGAGUUUACAUUCAAGAUUUCUCCCAAAAACUGGAACUUACUCAGAUCCUGCCUACCCCACCAUCAACACAUCCUGCUUUUUAUUUUCUACUAUUUAUACAACAAGCACACUAAUCCUCAAAAGCCCUCAACUGUGUUCAUGUGCUCACAGGUGUUGGCCACAGGUCUGUCUGGGCUGUACUCGUCUCUUCCAGCCAGGCUGCAGGUUUACAGUGAAGACUGGCACUGUCUGGACCAGGCCGACUGGCAGCAGGUAACCUGGAGGUCUCAGUGUCUCCUCUCUAAAACUUCUUUUACUUAGAAGGACGAUCUUCCGGAAGUAUUCUGUUGAUCCAUAAAUGUUUGAUUGAACGCCAAUGGUUCUGACCUGAUCUUUGGUCCACAGGUUCCAGCUCUGGUCCACUUUCUGCACUCCCUGGAGUUCUGUAGUGCUGUUACCAAGGUAACACACAAACGCUAAGGAGAGGUACAAAUACAACGAAUCGUGCUUUGAAUGACUGUGUCCGUCUCUCUGUCAGGUCGCUCAUCCCUCAAUCCGGUCCCAGUUGCUGAACUACAUCUACAACGGUUUCUUGGUGCCUGUCCUCGCUCCUGCUCUCCAUAAGGUAUCAGACCUUCUAGAUUCUGCCUCUCCCCUUGUCCUCGUAGUCUCACUCGUCUUGUUUGUGCUACAUAAACAUAAUCGUGUGUGUUUGUAGCUGACGAUAGAGGAGGUGAUGACCACCACGGCGUACCUGGAUCUCUUCCUGCGCUCCAUCUCUGAGCCCGCCCUCCUCCAGACCUUCCUGUCCUUCAUCCUGCUGCACACACAUGACAACGUGCACAUACUGGACACACUGGUCAGCAGAGUCAACACACCUUUCCAGGUAACACACCUCACUGCAGUCGACUGUUUGUUAAAUCAUUUGCCAUGUAAGUGAGCUCAAUAGGAACCUGUUUUUGUCCGACAGCUGGGUACGGUGUCUCUGGCUCUGUUCAGGACUCUGAUUGGUCUCUUCUGUGAAGACGUCAUGCUGCAGCUGGUGUUCAGGUCGGUUCACAGGUUUUUGGGUGACUUCCACAAAGACUAAUAAGCAAAUCUGGUGUUUUAAAGAGUUUGAAAAGACUGAGCAGGAUCCAUCUGUGUGUCCUCAGGUAUUUGAUUCCCUGCAGCCACCUCAGCAGGAGGCAGCAGUGGUCCCUGAAGCAGAGGGACUGCUACUCCUCCACUGCUGCCUCCUUCCUGCUCCUCAUGCCCUCCUGGUGCCCUGGAAACCUCAACAACAAAAACAUGCACUUACAAUCAGAGCACAUCCACUGGCCCAAAGGAGCAGGUCAGUAAGACGAUAGAAUUCCAGAAACUCAAGGCUGACCCAAAUGCCAAAAAAGUUCAGAAGCGGUAUGAAACACGAUUUUUAGGUUUUUUAUCCAUCCAUCCAUUUUCUACUGCUCUUUCCAAUUGGGGGUUGCAAGGGGGCUGGAGCCUUUCCCAGCAUCUUCGGGUGGAGGUAGGGGACACCCUGGAUAAGUUGCCCUCAUCACAGGGCUGACAUAUAGAGACGAACAACCAUCCACGCUCACAUUCACACCUACGGGCAAUUUGAAAGUGGCCAGUUAACCUAACCCCACUUCUGCCUGUUUUUUGAAUGUGGGAGGAAACCGGAGUACCCAGAGUAAACCCACACAGGAACACCCUGACCUGGAUGCAAACCCAAGACCUUCUUGCUGUUAGGCGACAGUGCUAACCACUACACCACUGUGCCGCCCAUUUUUAGUUUUUCAAAUCAUUGAAAUCAUUUUGAUUAAAAAUAGUGCACAGAAACAUCAGACCUCACUGUUGGGAUACCUGAAGACAGUGGGUUUGUUAUUGUCUUGCUGAAAUAGGUGAAAUAUUUUCAUGUCAUGUUACCAAAGAUUUAUAAAUUUGCCUCAACAGUUGGGGUGUUUUUGUGACAAGAACACGACCCAAAUUUUGUAAGGGUCAAUGGCAUCAAUCAUUAGGAAAACUGUCUAGUGUCUUGACUAGACCCUAUGAUACUUACGUUUGAUUGUUUCCCCAUCUUCUUCAGAUCUGUCAGCAUCAGACAGUGUCGGUUACUGUCGUGGCUCAGACUUCCUGAUGGAUGUGAACUAUCUCCAUUACCUCUUGGACGCCCGUGAGGCCAUCUCAACAUCCCAGAGGUAAGUCUAAACAGACAUGAUGGUAUAGGGACACAGAAAGUCCAUCUGCUGACAAAGUGACUAUCCAAGUCUUGUUGCUAAGGAGUCCAGCAAAAAGGUUAACAGAAAUCUGUUGUUAGGAAGAUGGUCACUAGUGACAGGGAAGUUUCAGUACCCUAGAGAGAAUCUGGGAGGUUAACAUUAAUUUUAUUAUUCUGUAGUCAGGACCUUUUGAGAGUUCCCUGACCUUCCACAUCCUCAUGUGGAAGGUCAAGGCUUAAGGUGGGAGAGCAUCCUGUCUGUUUCAGGUCCAAGGCAUGGAGAGCAGCAGCAAAGACCUCCAGUCCAAAACAAACCAGGAACCCGUGACAAUAUAACACGGAUAAAAUCACUAAUACUGGUUUUUAAUUGCAGGGCGUGUCAGCACUGGUCAGCUCCAUAUGACGGCACAAACCCUCUACCUCAGGAGUACCGAUCGGACACACCAGGAAACGACAAAGACAAUGAGCAAGAGAGAAUAAAGAGUGAGUCCAUCAGCUCUUUGGAAAUGACUCCUCAGGCAUUGGCCCUCUCCCCAACCCUGUCCUCUUCAGAUACCAUCUCUACGAGCAACCAGGCAGGGAGAACAAAUUCUGUCUUAGAGCUGGAGUGGGAUGAUAUUUUUGCAGAGGAGGAUCCUUCUUCGCCAGCAGUGAUGAACACGCCGCUCUCAAACGGAAACGUGAGCAUGGAGGUUGAAAGAUCGACUUCCACGCCCUCACCUCCCGGACACAUACAGGAACUGCGACGUACUGCAACAAAGCUGGUGCAUGGUUCCUACGUGGAGGAGUCUGAGUUUCAGGAUGAUGUUCUAGUCUAUGAUCUUGUCGCCAAGAAUGAUACCAAGGCGGCCAUUUUGGAGCGAAUCAUGGCCGCGAAUCGGCGGGCGCGUGGAAAUGUCCCAAAUGGCCAACAAGUAACAGUAACAACAACAACAACAACAGCGGGGACGACAACAAAAAUAACAACUAUGUUAACAACAACAGGGAGGACGGUGCUUGAAACAGUGAACAGUAUAAUGUCAACAAGGAGAAGGAGCGAGGAUGGAGGAAAGGAGGAAAGAAGGAGUGAGGAUACAGGGAAGGAGAUGGGGAGAAGGAAAGAUGGGAGAGAAGACGAGAUAACGAGGAUAGAUGAGCUUGGAGAGCCGAAUGGGCAUGAGGUGUACACAAAUGGUCAUGACGCUAAGAAUCACAUCAUCGGCGAAUACGUUGAUUCUGAUGAGGAUGGCAAACCAUGUAAGCUAAAAUUCAACUUUAACGACGCCACAGAAACCAGAGAUCGUUUACAAAUCACACACCACAACACACAACAUGCAACCCCAUACUCACUGACAGCUGCUUUACACAACGGCCACUCAGACUUCGAGAAAAACGCCCCGUUGGUACCUGACGCCAAACCUUUAGAACUGCCUGUCAACAAUAUCAACAAUAACAACGACUUCCUGACUCAAUACUAUGAGCUCAUGCGCUCUCUGGGGGUGGAGCCAGACUGUGACAACAUCACAGAUGACAUAGGCGAGUUCAGGAGGCGGGUCAGAGCGCUGAGGCAAAAACUGGAAGAGGAAGAUGGACUCUGUGAAGACCUUGCUUUCAGCCCUUUGUGGGAAAGGAGAAGGAAAGAUGUGGAGGAGGCAGAGAUGGAAGAGGAAGAGGAGCAAGAGGAGGGUGAGGAGGGUAGAAGCAGAAGCAAAGAUGGCGGUAGGAAGAACGAGGUGCCGUUUACAGGUUUGUGUUCCUCGUCAUUAAAUAUAUUUUAUCCGUUCAGUAUUAAAAGUGCUUCACAAGACUUAUAUUUUCACCCCAUUGCACACACAAACCUUCAGUUUUCCAUGAUGCCCCAGGUCCAUUCAUCAGUGUGCUGCUGUCAAGGCUGGAGAACCUUCUGGAAAACUCUAUUGCCGUUAACCUGCUUGUGACAGGUAUCCUCGCCCAGCUGGCAUCGUACCCACAGCCCCUUCUAAGAUCCUUCCUGCUUACCACAGACCAACAAAACCAACCCAACCUACGAACACUCUACCAGGUAACAACCAGAUACGUGUUGUAUUAAUCUAUUUUUAGGCAUUCUUGUGUAUACUCUACAUACAGUAUAUACCCAUGUAUGAAUGUAUUUGUAGGUGCUGGUGUCGGUGCAUGCUCAGAUCGAGCGCUACAUGGCAGCCAGGCCAGAUUACCCUGCCCUUGUCACUCAGGCCUGGAGGUUUCUUUUGGCCAAAGACCAGGACAGCAAAUUUAGAGGUAAACCAACACACAUAUUAGCAUCCAUGCAUGAUCUGACACCCCUACACCAACUUGAUUUUUGAACACAAGAUCUGAAAAACCCUAAACCACAGUAACUUAAGAUGCUAGAAUCCUGGGACUUUAUGAACAUAUGAGGAACUUUUGUGAAAUCUAACACACAAUCUAUUCGCCUUCAUUGUCACUUCUUUCAGAGUGCCUGGAAUCUCAUGGAGGGGAUAAUAUCCCGGACCCAUCUCUUCCCAAUGGUUCUGUAAAAAACACUCUUACUUUGCCUCCUAUUGGUGUUUUGCCGCCCUGCCCUCAAAUUCCCCCCCAAGCCAAGAGCAGAGUUUUUGCAAUCAUCCUGUACGCUGAGUUCCUGAAAGAGCUGGCCGCCAUCGCCCAGGAGCACAGCAUCGCCCUGGACUGCUCUGCUAAGGAGUAA
This is a messenger RNA of Xyrichtys novacula (pearly razorfish), 10486 nucleotides long. Lineage: Eukaryota; Metazoa; Chordata; Actinopteri; Labriformes; Labridae. The record is from the annotation of a GenBank genome assembly.